Molecule: messenger RNA, 993 nt
Organism: Phyllotreta striolata
Lineage: Eukaryota; Metazoa; Arthropoda; Insecta; Coleoptera; Chrysomelidae
Source: the annotation of a GenBank genome assembly
AUGAUUGAACCGAAACUGUGGAGCGAAAGCAACGACAUAACAAUCCAACCCAACAUUGAGUACCUCAACAAACUAAAGCCUUUAUUUCGAUGGAAAAGGGACGAAUCCAUCUUCGAGUACGGCAUGGGCGAUGGUAGCAACACCGAAAAAGUGUUGCUACCAUUCCUACCACCCGAUUUCAAAGAAUACAUCGGCACCGACGUGUCGGAGAAAAUGGUCCAAAGCGCCAAGGAAACCCUCCAGGAUCCCAGAAUCCAAACCAUUGUAUUAGAUAUAGGAAACGGCGACGUUUCCAACGAGUUCCAAAAUCGCUUCGAUCACCUAUUUUCAUUCUUCGUGAUGCAUUGGGUUCGACACACCAAACAAACCAUAGGUAACAUUUACAAAAUAUUAAAACCCGGCGGUCAAUUGUUCAUGAAUUAUAUAGAAAAAUCAUCGAUGGAUUACGUACACGAAGAAAUGUCGAAGAACCCGAAAUGGGGUAAAUAUGAUCACAGGAAAUGGAUGUCUCCGUUCUUUAACAGUUCCAAUCCGAGGGCGGAAUAUGAGAAGAUCAUACGCGAUGCAGGAUUUAAAAAUGUCCAAUAUUUAUCGGAAAAACGCCUCUUAAACCCCAUGCUACAAGAAGUGUCCGUGGAGGACUACGAUGAAUACAAAGAAGAAUAUUUAGAAAAAAUGAAAAACAACCCAUUAAAUUUCACGUACGUAGAUCCAAAUACCGGAGAAAUAGUUUACAACGCUACUUUCAUAUUAAACGUGGAUGUGUAUAAAAAGGAGCUCUCCUUGGCCGGAUUUCGAAUUGUCACCUACGAAAGGACCAAGAAGGUGUACGAAUUUCCCAAUAAAGAAUCUUUCAUUGGUUUCUGCUUGAGCAUCAAUCCUAUUUUAAGAGAAGUUUCUACAGAAGAUUUUGAAGAGUACCAGCAAUAUUAUUUGAAGAGUAUGGAAAACAAUAAACUGAACUUUACAAAAACAUGUCCCAAAACAGGCUAG